Humulus lupulus (European hop) is the source of this 1206-nucleotide messenger RNA. Its product is annotated as putative methylesterase 11, chloroplastic. The coding region runs from base 171 to 878 and encodes 235 amino acids. The transcript is spliced from 5 exons. Gene Ontology annotation, molecular function: methyl indole-3-acetate esterase activity; methyl jasmonate esterase activity. The record is from RefSeq and is a predicted model, not a curated record. NCBI's taxonomy places the organism in Eukaryota, Viridiplantae, Streptophyta, Magnoliopsida, Rosales, Cannabaceae.
AAGCCUUUGUUAAGAGCUCAAGUUCUAGGCUACGCUCUGGUUCAGAUACCUUGCUUCACCCUCAGGAGCUUCUCGUUUCACAGGACACGAAGAGUGUUGAGGGUCUAGAAACCAAUCAUUUUAUUCUUGUUCAUGGAGGUGGAUUUGGUGCCUGGUGUUGGUAUAAAACUAUGACACUAUUAGAAGAAGGAGGCUUUAAAGUUGAUGCAGUUGACUUAACUGGUUCUGGGGUCCAAUCAUCUGAUACGAACAGCAUUACUAGUCUUGCACUAUACGUAAAGCCAUUAACUGAUAUUCUUGAGAAACUAGAGGAUGGAAAGAAGGUAGUUCUGGUGGGACAUGAUUUUGGUGGGGCUUGUAUAUCUUAUGCAAUGGAGUUAUUUCCAUCCAAAGUUGCAAAAUCCAUAUUCAUUGCUGCAACAAUGUUGGCUAGUGGGCAGAGUACCCUUGAUUUGUUUUCUCGACAGUUAGGGCCAAAUGAUCUAAUGCAGCAGGCACAGAUAUUCAUGUAUGCUAAUGGGAAGGAUAAGCCUCCUACUGCUAUAGAUCACAGCAAAGAAUUGGUCAAAGAUCUUUUCUUCAAUCAAAGUCCUUCUAAGGAUGUUGCAUUGGCCUCAUUAUCAAUGAGGCCUGCUCCUUUUGCACCAGUUAUGGAGAAGCUCUCUCUAUCCCAAGUGAAUUAUGGCUUGGUGCGCCGGUUUUACAUUGUAACACAAGAAGAUCAUGCCAUAAGUCCUGCUCUACAGGAGAUUAUGAUCAACUCGAAUCCACCUGAACAUGUUUUUCGAAUCAAGGGCUCUGAUCAUUCACCUUUUUUCUCUAGGCCUCAAGCUUUACAUAAGAUAUUAGUAGAGAUAGCUCAGAUUCUACCAAAGUAAAACUUAUUUCCAAAGGACACCAAAGAGCCUAGAAUGCUACAAUGCUUACAUUUUAAGGCUACAAUGUGUAGAUUAUUAAGCUGCAUCAUGCAGAAUUUUCAUUGUUGCAUGUACAAUGUUUAGAUUCAUUAUUUUAUUGGUGUGAGACUUUGAGAGCUCAAAUUGGAAGUAGGUUUUUUUUUUUGAAUUGUUGUAAAUAGAAGAAAUUUGGUGCAAGUGGGAAAUGAGCCAUUUGUUGUGUAUGUUUGGAUUUUUGAUGUUUCAAGCCAAUAUUAAUUAAGCUAUUCUAUACAAGAAAAGCCAAUGCAUACAUUUUAUAUAUGUAUAA